Messenger RNA from Ziziphus jujuba (common jujube), 1271 nucleotides. Its product is annotated as RNA-binding protein 1. Gene Ontology annotation, molecular function: mRNA binding. Lineage: Eukaryota; Viridiplantae; Streptophyta; Magnoliopsida; Rosales; Rhamnaceae. Bases 184 to 984 code for a protein of 266 amino acids. The record is from RefSeq and is a predicted model, not a curated record. The transcript has 7 exons.
ACAGUCGGCCUUAUUACACGGCAUGCUUCUCGCUCUAAAGCUUCCCUUCAAAACACUGCGUCGUUUCGAACUAUCAACGAACAAAAAGAAGGCGUAUGCUAAAAUUAUAGUCUGGGAUUCGAAUAGAGAGUGUAUGAGAGACUAGAAUUCCGUAUAGCGAGAGAGGAACCGGCUUACAGGGCCAUGGAUGAUCCAAAAACCAGAUAUGGAGCACCCGGGGACAGCGCCACCGUUGCCAGACCCCAUGUGCCUGGUUACUUGUCGUUGGAAGCACCCUUGUUGACGCCAAAUAAUUUUUACGACCCUACCGAUUUGCAGGGCAGUGUUUUGAGACCUUAUUUUCCUGGUUAUUUGUCAUCUGAACCGCCUUCGUUACGAGCACAGCAUGCUGAUUUUCCGGGUGCGCUUCUGCAGAGAGAUAUAGGAUCAUUCGGGCCUGGGGCAUAUGCUGCAGAUAAUAUUUCGGGUGUUGGAGUUCGUCCUGAACUUGGUAAUGGUGCUACAUCGGGAGUUAGCACACAGGGUUAUCCUUCUGCAUUGGAUGUUCCAACUUUGCCGAACCAAAGGCAGGAAUUUUCUAUAGGCAUCAGUCCCUGUGAAAAUGUUGAAAGAAGUACUGAAAGUCCCAGCUACUUGAGAAAUGAUAAUGGUUUUACACACCCUAAGGGUGAGUCAAAUGUUUUGUUUGUUGAUGGUCUUCCAACUGACUGUACCAGAAGAGAAGUAGGCCAUCUUUUCCGUCCUUUUAUUGGUUUUAGAGAAAUCAAAGUUGUCCACAAGGGGUCUAGACGUAGUGGAGAUAAGGCCAUGGUUUUGUGCUUUGUGGAGUUUGUUGAUGAGAAGUGUGCUCUGACUGCUAUGGAAGCUCUUCAAGGUUACAAGUUUGACAACAAGAAACCCGAUUCCCCUGUCUUGAGGAUCCAAUUUGCACAUUUUCCUUUCAGUCUACCAUCUUAUCAUGACGAGAAACCAAUCAGACGCUAAACUGACUACAACAUGGCUUCGAAUAAUAACAAAUCAGAGUUGCCAAGAGUUAUAAAUGUCAAGGAGACAAGGGUGAUAGAUGAUUAAUUGGAAUACUGUAUAUAGCUGUGGAAUUAUUCACUGUCAGUGCAAGAGGCUAACAGUGGAAUAUGGGUAUACCAUUUACUGUAUAUUUGUCUUGUUGCUUCACUAUUAUUGUCUGGUUAAAUUUCAGAAAAUCAUGUCUCAUAAUUGAAUUAGAGCAUUUAUGAUGAUGAGAUACCAAUUCUACCUUUUACGACGAAUAA